AUGCUUUCGCCGACGACGGUGAACGACAACGACUCGACCACGGCUCCCCUCGACCGAGUUGAAAGCUCCGGUUCUCAAGCAACCCAGGCUCAGUCCCAGGCUCAGUCUCACGCCCAUUCUCGAUCCCAGGGCCCCUCUCACUUCGGCGGCGGCGCCGUCACUCCGGCGGCCUCAUCCACAUGGGGCCUUGGCGACCCGACUCCAUCACAGCACCUGUCUUCCGAGGCCUCGACGUCGCCGGCCGAGUCAUGGAGGCUGGAUGAGUUUGUCACGGACCCCGGUUACCUCGCUUACCAGGAGGAACUGAGAUGCCUCAUCUUCAACACGGCUCAGACGGCCGCCCCCACGAGAGAGGGCACGCCCGAGGCGGCUGAUGGCGGGUUUGCCGCGGGAGGCUUCGCUGCCCCGGGGUCCAUUCUGGGCGAUGAUUCGGCCUCGAGACGGCAGGCUGGGCAGACUUUGGGAACGGGACGAAGGCUGGAGUAUUUGAAGAACUACGUGGGCGAAGUUGCACCAUGGCUGGACAUGUUUGAUAGCGAUCGUGCUUUCGGCAUCCAAGUGCCGGUACUGGCGCGCAGCUCACCGGCUUUAUUAUACGCAGUUCUGGCGUUAUCGGCUCGCCAGAUGGAGCGGAAAGAAGGAAAACAGACAUCGUUCGACAGUCUAGAGCUUUACCAAGAGGCCAUCCGCCUGCUGACGCCGCUGCUCCAAUCGCGAGACCAGAAGAUUAUCCCCAUUUGCACCAUACUGUGCUGCCUGGAGAUGAUGUCCGCCAGUGCUCAAGAUUGGCGGAAACACCUCGAGGGAUGCGCAGCUCUCUUUGACUCGUUCUACGUCCACGGAUUCAGCGGCGGUCUCUUGCAGGCUGUCUUCUGGUGCUACGCCAGGAUGGAUCUCUGCGGUGCACUCAUUUCCGACGGAACGGAGAACACUCUCCUCACUCCAUCAAAAUGGCUCCCGAGCGGCGCUUCUCACAACGAGGCACGAGAGCUCUUUCACCAGUCCGGCACACCCGACAUGCACGCCAACUACGCAGUCUAUCUAUGCGCCAAGGUUUGCGAGCUCGUUGCAGACCGGACGAGAUACUUCGAGCUCGGCGAUGCCAACGGCUGCAGUCCAGACGAGUUGACCGAGCGCUGGAUCCGCCUCUGGGAAGACCUGCAAGCGUGGACAAGAGACCGUCCGCCAGAGCUUCUGCCCGUUCAAAGCAUCCAAAGCAGUCCUUUUCCUCAGAUUCUGUUCCUCCACUGGGCGGCCAUUUCUUCCAACCAGCUCUACCAUACGGCUUGCACACUCCUCCUAGGAUCAAUGCCCAGACCCCUCAACAUCAAGCUGGGCGUCACGGGCUCGGCGAUUUGGCAUGCAAAGUGUAUCUGCGGCAUCUCGCUGGCGAACCCUCACCAAGGAUGCUUGAAUAACGCCAUCCAGCCUCUGUGGGUUGCCGGACGGCUUCUCAGUCACAAGUCCGAGCACGCGCUUCUCGUCAAGCUUAUCCGCAGCAUCGAAGCAGUCACUGGAUGGGGCACAUGCUGGCGAAUCGAUGAUCUCGAAACCGCUUGGGGCUACAAAGUACGCAAAGAGCUUAGAGAUGCCGGCAUGGCAAGAUGA
Molecule: messenger RNA, 1608 nt
Organism: Colletotrichum karsti
Lineage: Eukaryota; Fungi; Ascomycota; Sordariomycetes; Glomerellales; Glomerellaceae
Exons: 3
Coding region: 1-1608 (535 amino acids)
Biological process (GO): positive regulation of transcription by RNA polymerase II
Cellular component (GO): nucleus
Molecular function (GO): DNA-binding transcription factor activity; transcription cis-regulatory region binding
Source: RefSeq, a predicted model, not a curated record